Messenger RNA from Triticum dicoccoides, 1995 nucleotides. RefSeq lists its product as uncharacterized. The transcript has 8 exons. NCBI's taxonomy places the organism in Eukaryota, Viridiplantae, Streptophyta, Magnoliopsida, Poales, Poaceae. Gene Ontology annotation, molecular function: protein binding. The coding region runs from base 175 to 1542 and encodes 455 amino acids. The record is from RefSeq and is a predicted model, not a curated record.
CCGUCUCAUUCUCUCUCCCCCUCCCCUCCCUCGUGUGCCACCCCAAAUCUCCGAGCCGAGCUCCCAAACCCUAGCCUCCGGCGCCGGCGAUGGCCCUCGUCGCGUCGGCGUGAGACGGGAUCUGUUGCGCGCGGCGGCGGGGAGUUGCGGCGGGAGGGAGUCGGGCUGGCGGGGAUGGAGGCGAGGCGGAUCUCGGCCACCCCACGGCCGUGCAACGGCCGGCGCGUGGUGGCGAGGAAGAGGCCGAGGCAGGAGGCGGUCAUCAGCAGCGUCAGGAAGCUGCAGCGCCGGGAGAUCAGCUCCCGCCGGGAACGCUCCUUCGCCAUGAACUCCGCGAAGGAGCGCUUCCGCAACAUACAGCUGCAGGAGGAGUUUGACACUCAUGAUCCUAAGGAGAACAAUGCGCUACUACCUUACAUUAGGAAGAGGUCAAAAAUUAUUGAGAUAGUUGCAGCACGUGAUAUAGUUUUUGCUUUAUCACAAUCAGGAGUAUGUGCUGCUUUUAGUAGAGUGACAAAUAAGAGAAUAUGCUUUCUAAAUGGGAGUCCAGAUGAAGUUGUUCGUAGUUUAUUCUACAACAAGAACAAUGAUUCCCUCAUUACUGUGUCAGUAUAUGGUUCUGAAAAUUUUAGUGCCUUGCGAUGCAAGACAACUCGAAUAGAGUAUAUACGUCGUGGAACACCAGAUGCUGGUUUCCCUCUUUUUGAGACAGAGUCCUUGAAAUGGCCUGGAUUCGUUGAGUUUGACGAUGUCAAUGGAAAGGUUUUAACUUAUUCUGCUCAAGACAGCACUUACAAGGUUUUCGACUUGAAAAACUACACCCUACUGUAUUCCAUAUCUGACAAGAAUGUUCAAGAAAUAAAGAUCAGUCCUGGUAUAAUGCUUUUGAUUUAUACAAGAACAAGCAGCUCCAUUCCUCUGAAGAUUCUUAAUAUUGAGGAUGGCACAGUUUUGAAAUUCUUCAACCACCUCCUCCAUCGAAAUAAGAAGGUGGAUUUCAUUGAACAGUUUAAUGAAAAGCUCUUGGUCAAGCAGGAUGGAGAGAAUCUUCAAAUACUUGAUGUACGGAACUUCCAGUUGACUGAAGUGAGCAGUACUGAGUUCAUGACUCCAUCUGCCUUUAUCUUUCUGUAUGAACUCCAGUUGUUUUUGACAUUCCGGAAUCGAUCUGUAGCAGUUUGGAAUUUCCGAGGUGAACUAGUAACAUCAUUUGAGGAUCACCUGCUGUGGCACCCUGACUGCAAUACCAAUAACAUAUACAUAACCAGUGAUCAAGAUCUUAUUAUUUCUUACUGCAAGGCUGAUUCCACUGAUUCAUCUUCAGAAGAAAAUGCUGGCUCUAUAAACAUCAGCAACAUACUGACAGGGAAAUGCUUGGCUAAAAUAAAGGCUGGCAAUUUCAACGAGCAAAAGAAGACAUGGAAGUUCCAGAAUACAAUCACUGAGGCUCUUGAGGACAUCACAGCUCUGUACUACGAUGAAGAGCGUGAUGAGAUCUACACUGGCAACCGCCAUGGCCUUGUUCAUGUGUGGGCGAACUGAGAGCAGAGAAAGCAAAUUUCAGGGACAAACAAGGUGUUCGUUUGCAGGCGGACCAAUUUAACAACCAAGCCUCAGGUGGUGCUGGCCGCGAAGAGGUCUUGGGUCUCCAGCCGUUAGCAAUUUGUUGGUGUGGAUUAUUGUGGUGUCGAGCUGCUCUUUACCGACAGAAGAUUUGUUGUAGAGUUAGUGCUUGUCAUGUGCUUUACCAUAGCCUGUAGUAGCCUUGGAGAUGUCUUGAGGCGAGCUCUUAAACUGUACCUCAUGUAAUGUGCCUUCCUGGUAGUUAACUCUGCUACCUGAAAUAGUGAUACCUCAUUCUGUCUGUCAUGUGUCUGGUUGUUGUUGAGUUUGGGAUCUUGUAAACAUAAACAAUUGGAAUAUGUGGCAUAGAAAACGCCUUCUACUCUGAAGAGAGAUGGUUGACGGCAAAAACAACAUUUCUUUUGAGGAACA